Messenger RNA from Cinclus cinclus, 1369 nucleotides. It is a transcript of the gene MAK16, whose product is annotated as MAK16 homolog. The transcript has 10 exons. The record is from RefSeq and is a predicted model, not a curated record. Lineage: Eukaryota; Metazoa; Chordata; Aves; Passeriformes; Cinclidae. Gene Ontology annotation, cellular component: preribosome, large subunit precursor; nucleolus. Bases 108 to 986 code for a protein of 292 amino acids. Gene Ontology annotation, biological process: maturation of LSU-rRNA; maturation of 5.8S rRNA.
UGGCGGCGCCCUAGACCGCGCGGCCGGGCCCGCCAGCACCGUCGGUCCCCGCUGUCACCGCCGCCACUGCCGUCUCUGUCACCUCUGUCACCUCUGUCACCGCCACCAUGCAUUCGGACGAUGUUGUCUGGAGCAUGCUGGGGAACAGGCAGUUCUGCUCCUACAAGAUGACCACCAAAACGCAGAACUUCUGCAGGAACGAGUACAACCUGACAGGGCUGUGCAACCGCUCCUCCUGCCCGCUAGCCAACAGCCAGUACGCCACUGUCCGUGAGGAGAAAGGUCGCUGUUAUCUCUACAUGAAGACGAUCGAGCGGGCGGCGUUUCCCCGGCGCCUCUGGGAGCGGGUGCUGCUGAGCAAGAACUACGAGAAGGCUCUGGAGGAGAUUGAUGAGAACCUCAUCUACUGGCCCCGCUUCAUCCGGCACAAGUGCAAGCAGAGGUUCACCAAGAUCACGCAGUACCUGAUCCGCAUCCGCAAGCUGACCCUCAAGAGACAGAGGAAGCUCGUCCCGCUGCGCAGGAAGAUCGAGAGGCGCGAGAACAGGCGAGAGGAGAAAGCCCUGAUCGCUGCCCAGCUGGACAAUGCCAUCGAGAAGGAGCUGCUGGAAAGGCUGAAGCAGGACACGUAUGGAGACAUUUACAACUUCCCCAUCCACGCCUUUGACAAGGCUCUCCAGCAGCAAGAGGCAGAAAGCGAGAGCGAGUCGGAUGCAGAGAGGGAAGAAGAUGAUGAUGAUGAUGAGGACGUGGAUAAGAGGGAGUUUGUGGAAGCAGAGGACAGCGAGCUCAGUGACUUUGAGGAUAUGGAUAAGUUGGAGACAAGCAGUGAAGAGGAACAGGAAGAGGAGGAAGAAGUAGAGAAGAAAACCUCCAAAUGGAAAGGGAAAAUGCCACUGAAGGGCCCAGCCAGGAGAAAACGUCCCUACAUUGAGAUAGAGUACGAGGAGGAAACAGAGCCAAGCACCAAGACAAAAGCAGCCUGAGCCCUGCCUGAUCCCGUUUUGUACUGACUGACAGAACUCCAGAUGUGUCACCAGAGUGUGAGUGCAGCAUCUGCCACCCACCUGCCACCCCUGCUCAGGACCCCCAGGAACUCCUGCUUUUAUACUCCACACGUUUUCUGCGAGAGCAGAGGGGUUUCUGUCCUGAGCCCAGUUGCAGUGAGUUUGCACAACUCUAAGGAACUUCCCCCAUCUCCUCUGCAACCACAAAAAGCUCAGCCCAGACUCUGCUCCAGGAGGAGCCUGGGGGGUUCUGCUGCUUCCUGUAAGGCUGGAGAAACCUCACAUGGCCCUGAGGGCACUUGGGUGUGUCUGGGGGAGGUUGUAGGGCUCACAGGUGGGACAAGAACGACAGAACUCUUCAA